Messenger RNA from Blepharisma stoltei, 3955 nucleotides. Lineage: Eukaryota; Ciliophora; Heterotrichea; Heterotrichida; Blepharismidae. The record is from the annotation of a GenBank genome assembly.
AUGGAGUGUUUGAGAUAUCUUGAGAGUUGCAUGUCAUCGCAAAAUGAGGCCACGAAGAUGGAAAUUGAAGACAACAAAGAAAUUUUCAGCAGAGAAGAUGCUGUAUCUAUUUGAAAUAUGUGUGUGAAAAUCAAUAGUAAAGCAAAAAUUCAAAAUAAAAAAGAAGUGUUGGAAACAAUCGCAAAUUUAAGGAAAAAAGCAUGUGAAGCGCUUGGAAGUUUUAAAGAUCAAGCUGAAAUGGAUAAGUUUUGGCUGAGAACUGCCAAGGCUUACAUGGACUGCUCAUUGUGAGAAAAAGCAGAAUACUGCUUCAGCAAAGUAUCCCUUUCUAAUCCUGAUAAUGAGCUCUCAUUCAAUUAUCAUUUGUGAAAAACUCAGCUGGAUUUCCUAAAAUCAUCCAUCAUUCCUUCCGAUUUUUCCACUCUUUAUAGCCUCUCUGAAACUCUCCCUCAUGAAAAAUUUAGACUGGCAAGAUUUCUUUAUUGCGAAAUAUGUAAAUAUUUGCAUGUUUCAAAACAAUAUGCACAACUAAAAGAGCUUCUUUUCUUAUGCCAAAAAAUUUGCCAAAACUCCAGCUUAGACAGUUUACUUGAAAUCAGCAAUAAAUCUAAGGUUCUUCUCUGCCAAGUUUACAUUGAUUUGAUGGAAAUUGAUAAAGCUUCUUCAAUAUUGGAUUCUUUACCUUGUGACCAAAAUUUCCUUUUCCUUAAACUGAAAAUUAACCUGUGUAAAGACAACUUUAGUGAAACUCAAGACAUUGUAUUUGAAAUGAUUGGAAUUUUAAAAGAAGAAAGUUUGCUUCAAGCUGUUGAUAUCAUGAUAUCAGCUAAUAAGCUUGUUGAUUCAUGCAAAGCGUUAAUGACAAUCUCUGAAGCUUUUUCAACAGGUGCAGUCUAUUUGAAGUGGUUUCAGAUACUAUUUUCCCUAUAUGUAAUAAAUGGGACCUAUGAUGAAAGUUUGCCUUAUUUGAACAUUAAUGUAGUAAUUUCAAAGCUUAUGCUUUGCGAAAACAAAGAUGUAGAAAAAAUAAAAAUCUUGCUCUGAGAUUACGCACAAGAGCUAUAUUAUAGAAACCGAUCUGAAAUUGCCUUAGAAAUGAUCGAAAAACAUUAUUUUUCUAUAAUUUCAAAAGAAGAUGAGCACAAAUCAUUUGCAUUAAGUAUUAAUUUUUAGCAUGCUACCCCUCCAAGCAUAUGCAUGACCCAUCCUUUUAACUCCCCAUAUGUAGCAUCACGGGGGCAAUUGCAACUUCGAUAACUCAAAAGUCUGGCCAGAAGACCGUCACAGGAUUCAUUGCCUUGCUCUUACUUGGGCUUGGUCUAAGGGUCUUCCUCAUCAGAAGUAUUAAGCCGUAAGAUCCUAUACGUCCUUUAGCCAAAGAACCAGGGUGCUUUAGCCUGCGCAUUGGUGUUACUGAUAUAGAUCCCAGGAAAACUGAGCCUUGUAAUAAUAAAAUUGCAAAAAAGAAAAAAUUUCGAAGAGAACUUAUUCUAGCAACUUCAUUUAUUAUUAUCGAUGAACACAAAUCACUCGAAUUUUGCGCUAUGUGCUACUUGCGCAUAAAUGAUCCUUUAAAUGCUAUUAAUAUUCUUCGUGAGCUUGAACAGACACCAAAUGUAAUAUUUUUAAUUUUCAAAGCCAAAAUUUUGAUAGGUAAUACUGAUAUUGAGAGAGAGAGAGAGAGAGAGAGAGAGAGAGAGAGAGGAGAGAGAGAGAGAGAGAGAGAGAGAGAGAGAGAGAGAGAGAGAGAGAGAGAGAGAGAGAGAGAGAGAGAGAGAGAGAGAGAGAGAGAGAGAGAGAGAGAGAGAGAGAGAGAGAGAGAGAGAGAGAGAGAGAGAGAGAGAGAGAGAGAGAGAGAGAGAGAGAGAGAGAGAGAGAGAGAGAGAGAGAGAGAGAGAGAGAGAGAGAGAGAGAGAGAGAGAGAGAGAGAGAGAGAGAGAGAGAGAGAGAGAGAGAGAGAGAGAGAGAGAGAGAGAGAGAGAGAGAGAAAUCUUUAUUACUUAAAGGCCUUUAUUUCAGGGCCAUGUCCCGAUUAAAAAUUUUUUAACUUUCUUCUUUUCCUAAAAUCUUUGGAUAAAAUUUUAGUAAAAUUUUCUGAACCCACGUAAUCCGCGAUUUUUUCGAUUUCUGAGUCUGAUAUGAAUUUUCUAUAUCUGAUGAAAUUUGAAUCUGAUCUAAAUUUUAUUUUCCUGAUAAUGUUUGAUUCUGAUAUCAAUUUUAUUUUUCUGAUAAAAUUUGAAUCUGAUCUAAUUUUUUAUUUUUCUGGUGUUUAGGAUUUUCUUAUCGAUUGUCUUCUUAUCAUCAAUGAUCACCUCAGUCUUCCUAUAUUUGAAGGUUUCCUGAAUAGGAUCUAUUUCAUCUAGUAUUUUUCCAUCUAAACGACUUAAAAACUCCAAUAUUUUGUCAUCUGUAUCAACAUUUUCUGCAUCACUAUCAUUUCAUUCAUACUCUGAUUCAGAAUUAUCAAGUAAUCCUGUAUCAAUAAGUUCAUUUAAUAGUAAAAGUUCGAAAAAUUCAUCCUGUAAAGCUCCGUUUUCUUCACAAAAGGAAGAAGAAUAGGAAACAUUACUUUCCGAAUCUUCCAUUAAAAUAAAAGUACUGAUAUUGAAGAGAUUAAAAAACUUUUAAAAAAUCAUGAAAAACCACUUGAGGUGUUAAAGUUAAGUUAAUUUAAAGUAAUCCAUUAGCUAUCGCUCACCUUGGCUCCAAAUUCGCCCCUUUUGAAUUUCCGACCUAAGCCACUUGUCAAAGAGACUAACUCCCUAGGCAGAGAUCCUCUUCAGAGUGCCCAAUUGUCCCGAUAAGAGAAAAACAUGUGAUAGGCUAGCCUAUCUGGUAGGGAGAGGAAAACCUUCGGGGAGAGUCAAAAUUUCCCUUUACCGCAAAGUAUCCCCAAACCUCAAGGCGGCAGAGACCCUGUUUAGGCUUUAUCAGGAUGGGUCAUACCUACUUCACAGGGAGUGUAUAGAGCUCAAUUUCUCUCAAUGUCACCAUUUUAUUUCAUGAUGUGAUAAAAGAAUUAAUUAACUCUGAUAUUCCAAAUAUUGAAUCUUUACUGGAAGAUUUAAGCGAGCUAAUUAUUGAUUGCCUUGAUAAAGAAGCUGAUAUUCAAGGAAUUUUAUAUUUACUCUGCGAAAAAUCAAAUACUGAAGGUGCACUGCUAAGUUUUUUACCAAUUGCCUUAAAUAAGCUUUCUGGAGACAAUCUUAAAUGAUUUUUCUGUAAAGCUUGAAAUUCAGGUAUUUCAGCAUCAUCUGCAAAAUUAUCAUACACUCUUAUGAUCCUUUCAGUGAAAAUUGCUGAAAAAGGAGGCUUCCUAAAUUCUAAUGAAGGGGUUCAAGCAAUCUUAGGUGCUGCGAUUUCUGCAAUAAAAAGUGAAUCUUUAGACCAGCUAGCAUAUAUACAAGGAUAUUUAAAUAGCAUACAGGGGCAUGACCAAGAAAUCGCUUUAUUAGACUUUGAGAUAUUUUUGUUGACUAAUCAAGGUAACUAUGAUGAAUAUCUGUUAAGUCAUUCUAUUAAUUUCUAUCCUUAUUUCGCAUCAAUUGCUUUAGAAAAGUCAAAAAAGGAUUUGGCAAAGAAGUGCCUCCAACUAUUAGUGCAAGCGAAUUUUGAUAAAAAGGUCCAAAUUUCUGCAAUUAAGCAAUUGCUUUUGCUAUCAACUACAUUCGAAGAGACUGAAGACUAUCUCAUAAAAGCUAUAGAAAUUUUAUCCCAAUGGCCUGAAAUUCAAAGCAAUAGAUUGGAACUCCAAGCAGAGUCUGAAUGGCUUCUCGCUACAUCUGUAAACAGCGGAAUCAAAGCAUACAGUCUUUCCCAAAUUCACAUUUCAGAAAGAUGGCUAUUUUAUGCUUUAAAAAUGGCUGAAAUUUCUCAUGAUUUACUCGAAACGAAAAUUCAUGAUCUUUAUAUAGAAGUUUUAAAUCAAAAAAAUAAUUUGUUAAAGUUUUCAUAA